Molecule: messenger RNA, 1740 nt
Organism: Orbicella faveolata
Lineage: Eukaryota; Metazoa; Cnidaria; Anthozoa; Scleractinia; Merulinidae
Product: galactose-3-O-sulfotransferase 2-like
Biological process (GO): glycolipid biosynthetic process
Cellular component (GO): membrane
Molecular function (GO): galactosylceramide sulfotransferase activity
Source: RefSeq, a predicted model, not a curated record
AUGUUAGCUGAUGUCCUCAAACUCUACAUGGUUGCCAGCAAAAAUGCUGUUUUCUUUCACCACUCGAUUUCCCGUCUUGCCGACCUUGGAAUAAGCUUACCGGCUCCAGAGCUUGAUGACCGGGUAGUCGAGAUUCCCUUGAGGUUCCGAGUUGCUGAAGGCUGGGUGUGGAAGGACGAUAUAGACUACAGAGGCACAGCUCGAAAGAGUAGCACCAUUGUUUUGGACAAACUCGACUCUACCAACCAAACAGAUGACGAGUUACCCCCGUCAGUUGCACAAGACACUGGGCUGGAUUACGGGCAGGGAAGGUAUCUUGAACUGGAAGGUGUGGAAGAUUACAUAUUGUGGCAAAAAGGAUAUCUGGAGCCCACGAAAAAACAAGUGAACAGAAAAAUCCGAAGCUGCAAGAAGGAAAUCCAAAAUGUUCUCUUUCUCAAGACGCACUACACCGGAAGUGACGUCGUCGCUAAUAUCCUCAGUCGUUUUGCUGAUCUACGUGGCCUGCGCAUUGCUCUUCCCAGCGGAGGCCUGUCGACGUUUUAUUGGCCUUCAAGAUUCCACUGGAAAUAUGUGGAUAUCAUGUUACUGGACGGCACUCUUCCCAAUAUACUUUGCAAUCACGCUCGAUUUAAUGGUGAAGUUAUGGACGAGAUUAUGCAGCCCCAAACCGCAUUCAUCACCAUAUUACGCGAUCCAAUGUCACAUUUUGAAGUAACGUUUCGAAACUUAAACUUCGCGGAAAUUUUAGAAAUGGAGGACCUUGGGCAACCCUAUUUGACGUUCUUGGAAAAUCCUGGAAAAUACAUCGGUAGGGCAAUACAGCGGAAGAGGUUUAAGGAUUCUCUCAACCUUAUCAAGAAUGGAAUGUUCUUUGAUCUUGGUCUGCGAACAACAGAUUAUCACAAGACAGAGGUGGUACGUGACGCCAUUUUGGAUAUUGACGAUAAGUUCACCCUGGUGCUAAUUUAUGAAUAUUUGGACGAGUCGCUGGUUUUGAUGAAAAGAAAACUGUGCUGGGAACUCGAUGAUGUGUUAUAUUUAAAGUUUCAUUAUCAACUCCACGGUGAAAACACACUUCACAAUAUCAAUAGCAACAUCACAGAACAAAUUUACCGCUGGAACAAAGCGGACGCCAUGUUGUAUCAAUACUUCAACAAAACGCUUUGGAAUGAAAUUUACUUCGAAGGAAAAGGUUUCGUGGAGGAACUUCGUGAGUUUAGAACUAAACACGAAGAAAUGGAAAGAGAUUGUUUGGGACUGCAACUGAAUUUGGAGAAAAUUGCGCUAAAUGCAAAUGUUACAUCAUUAAAUCGAUACUUUUGUCAAAAAAUGCUUUUUGGAGAGAUUGAGUAUGUGCACUACUUUCGACGAAAGAUGGAAAAUAACAAAAGGAAGACUCUCACGAACGGCAUUGCCGGCUCGGGGAAUGGGACGAGGAUAUUUUCGGAGCAUGCACAUGAAAGGAUUGGAGAAAAGACAAGUUUACUCACAAAUGAGACAGAUGCAAGUUCAGUUUCAAGUCGUUGACCAAGGACCGGGAACCAAAUUAAAAUGCUCUGUUAUUACGAGGCAUCUUUCGUUUUCCGAGCCCUUCCCGAAUGGGAAAAAGUGAAUCCGAGUCUUUAUGACGUACAACAAUUUAACGUAUAACGUAUUUUUAACAAUCAGGCCUCUAAAAUAAACGAGUUAUACGUUCAGAACCAUAUGAAAAGGUCGGGGAUCCUCGUCGCCUCGCUU